Messenger RNA from Schizosaccharomyces cryophilus OY26, 1773 nucleotides. Its product is annotated as asparagine synthase. Gene Ontology annotation, molecular function: asparagine synthase (glutamine-hydrolyzing) activity. The transcript has 2 exons. Lineage: Eukaryota; Fungi; Ascomycota; Schizosaccharomycetes; Schizosaccharomycetales; Schizosaccharomycetaceae. The record is from RefSeq and is a predicted model, not a curated record. The coding region runs from base 60 to 1718 and encodes 552 amino acids.
AAAUGUAUCAAUAAUAAAAAAUUUGAUUUACUCAGGUUCAGGCCUUCUUUGGGUAAUUCAUGUGCGGGAUUCUCUUUGCACUGUCACGGAGUGAAAUUGAGGGACUCUCAGCUUCAUAUGUACCAUGUCUUCGUGAGCGCAUUUGUGCCCGAGGUCCUGACGCGUUUGGAAAGUUUAAACAUAAAGUCGAAGGAUGGAACUUGGAAUAUGAAUCUAGUGUUUUACACUUGCGAGGACCAUGUGAUAAUCCAACUAACCAACCGCAUGUGGAUGACCACGGUAACGUAUUAUGCUGGAAUGGUGAAAUAUGGCAGAUGGACGGUGAAGAAGGAUUUGAUUCAUUGGAGUGUUGUAGUGAAAACGAUGGCUCAAAGCUUUUUCGAAUAUUAAAAGAGAAUGAUCAUAAUAUUGAAGGUGUUCUGCGCUCCAUUCAAGGCCCUUUUGCUUUUGUUUACUAUCAGAGUUCUACAAGCACAUUGUGGUUUGGAAGGGAUCGUCUUGGAAGGCGUUCAUUGCUUUAUCAUCAAGAUCAAGAACGUUUUGUGCUUGCCAGCGUUAGUCAUGGUAAAAACUUUCAAGAGCUGCCACCUGGGUUUUACGCAUUCAAGCUAAAAGACAAUCAUCCUUCGUGUCUUGCUCAAUCCCUUUCUUCUACAUUCAUACCCUUCCAAUUGUCACCCUUGAGCAUAGAUGUUUCCACUUUCUCAGAUAUGAAAAAUCCAGUCGAUACUUUCUAUGCUCAGUUAUCCGAGUCUCUUAAAGAUAGGGUCCUUACUAUACCAAAUAAUAAUAGUCCACAAACGGAAAGUCCAAUUCCUCGCUUGGCAGUGCUUUACUCGGGUGGUGUCGACUGCGGAGUAAUAGCACGCAUGAUUCAUGAUAUUAUUCCUUCAGCUGAACCGAUCGACUUAAUAAAUGUUGCUUUCGAAAAUCCAAGAUUCAUGGAUACUUUCGCAGUCGCUGACGAAGAUGGUUGUUCCGCCCCUUUACCAGAUCCUUACAACGCAUGUCCUGAUAGACAAACCGGUUUACAAGGAUGGAAAGAAUUAAUGACAACGUGCCCGAACCGAGUGUGGAAUUUUAUUGCUGUAAACGUUCCCUACACUGAGGCUUGUAAACAAAAGGAUCUAGUUACAAGUCUGAUAUACCCCAAUGAUUCAAUCAUGGAUUUCUCUAUAGGCUUGGCUUUUUACUUUGCCUCCAAAGGAGAAGGAAUAUUAUUACGGUCGCCUGAUGAUUUACAAAACUGUUCCACAUGCCCAUCAUAUAAAACUUCUGCCAAGGUAUUAUUUAGCGGUUUAGGAGCUGACGAACAACUAGGCGGAUACAUGCGACAUCUUAGAGCCUUCGAAAGAAAGGGUAUGGAAGGACUUGAUCAGGAACUGAAGCUAGACAUCGAACGAAUUCCUCAUAGAAAUCUUGGCCGUGAUGAUAGAAUUAUGUCAAACCAAGGAAAAGAAGUACGAUACCCCUUUUUGGAUGAGAGACUUAUGGCACUAUUAAGUAAAAUGCCUACUUCCUCAAAAAUGCGUUUAGAUUUAUUAGGAGGUGAUAAGCUUAUAUUACGGGAAUUGGCUAGAAAAUUACAAAGUCCUUUAGUUGGUCAAGAGAAAAAACGUGCCAUUCAAUUUGGCUCAAAAGCUGCUAAAAUGGAAUCAGGAACUGGCCGUACCUCGGGAAAAAAGAAAUUGCAAUCUAUUAAUUCAGAAGUUUUGUAAAUCAUAUCCUUAACCUAUGUAAAACAAUAACGUUUUAGCGCAACUCGUAAAUUCG